Messenger RNA from Peromyscus californicus insignis, 5879 nucleotides. RefSeq names its product neuropeptide Y receptor Y5 (gene Npy5r). Gene Ontology annotation, biological process: G protein-coupled receptor signaling pathway. NCBI's taxonomy places the organism in Eukaryota, Metazoa, Chordata, Mammalia, Rodentia, Cricetidae. Gene Ontology annotation, molecular function: neuropeptide binding; neuropeptide Y receptor activity. The transcript is spliced from 2 exons. The record is from RefSeq and is a predicted model, not a curated record. Bases 3808 to 5208 code for a protein of 466 amino acids. Gene Ontology annotation, cellular component: plasma membrane; neuron projection.
GAAAGCAAUGGGAUCUUUUGAUUUGUUAUGUAUCUGUUUGUUUUGAUUUCAAAGUAGCUCCUCUAUUCCACACUUUCAGCUGUGAAACGGAUGACUUAUAUCCAAUGCCUAAUGGUUAAACUGUCCUCUAAUAUAAGGAGGCAGUUUUAAAGAAACCAAUUAAAGUGUCCUCCUACAUAUGUUGCAGUAUCUAUAAUUUAGUUGUGAAAAGUCAUUCAAGGGAGCAAAGAUUUGCAGAAGGUACCUCCUGUUCAGAGUACCUUAGUGUCAUGUGUGUGGAUGUACUUGUGUGAUGGGUAGAUGGUGUGGACAUCUUCAUACUCAGAACAAGCGUACUGAGCUUAUUAGGUGUUCAGUAAAGACUUGCUUAACACCAUGGAGUAACAUUUUACUCAGAUAGUCUUUAAAGUGGCCUCCAUUUUAAAAUUAUCUUUGGUAUCUACUUAAAAUAAAGAAAUAAUUUAGGAAAGAAAUACUAUCGUCUAUUUUUCUCCAGUAUCCAAUGACUACUUCAGAGGAUAUUUCUUUGAUCUGCCAAGAAACAAGUAAUUUUUUGCUAUUUAAUAAAUGCACAGUAAUUUUCACAUAUUUAAAACAAACAUGUUUUAGUAAAAACUGCGCAGUCUGGUACAUACCUUCAUUUAACUAAAAAGAAUUAUAACAUUUUGGGCAGUUUUAGUUUCCUGUUGGUAUGUGUCUUUAUCAGUGAAGAUACUGCAUUUGAGUAGUUGAAGUGCUAAACUAUCAUUAUUGUCUUUAUAGAUAUCUCAUUUCAGGCUAUUUAAAACUCCUGAUUCCGGUGGAGAUAUAUAUAUAUACAUACACACAUAGAUAUGCAAACACAUAGUCAUACUGUAUCCUGAGAAUCCUCAGAGCCAUUCAUUUCUGUUAUUUUAAAUCUGAGAACAUUAAGCUACCUUUCUAAAAUGAUUAGUAGCAAAUAUUUACUUAACAUCCAAUAUACUUCUCACUAUUGGUAAAAUAACGAAUACCUUCCCUAUCUCUAAUCCAAGCUAAUCUAAUCUAAUCUAAUCUAAUCUGAUCAAGAGAUGGGACAUCAUGUUUUGGAGACAAUACAACUUUUGACUCAAAACUAUCUAUGUGUAGAGGCAUAUGUGUGUGUUUGUGCUAGAGCCUGAACCCUGGGCUUCACACAUGCUAGACAAGUAAGCAUUCUGCAAAUGGACUACAGCCUCAGCCCUUCAAAACCAUAUUUUUUUAUUGCAGGAAAAAAGCUACAUUUCUUUAUUCUCUAAAAAAUUGACAGCAAUUUUAUUCUGAAUGUUAUAUAGCAAGAAAGCACAAAGCCAUUAUAGAUGUCUCUGUCCCAUUUUGUCCCUUAUCCUUGCUUCAGUCAUAGAAGAAAAAUCCAAUUAGUGACUACUGACCUACCACAAGUUUAAGGGAAAAGGGUUGGUUCAAAAGACGUGAGUCAAAAGUGCAGACAGGCAGGAGUAUUGUUGUAAACAGCCCGUGCACAUCCCAAGUAUAAAUAGGAUCAUGAACAAGCCACAAAGGACCCCAGUGGUCACCAGAACUCAGGAAAUGGGGUUGAAGCACCAGUCAAGGCCGCUUUCAUUAGACACACACUGACUUCCCCUCAGCAUUUGCUGGAAGGCUAUUGUCUAGUCAUAUGGUGAGUGGGAUGAUUCAGAAGACCAUGUGAGUCACUACUGCACCAGCUACCUCUUUCUCUUGAGUCAGAACCAAUGGUAAUAAAUGGUUAGGGUCUAAGGACAAAUGAACACUGUCUGGAGCUUUUGGUUUGAUUUAUCUUUGGAGGGGUGUAGUUGGUUUCAGAAAGUUAUUCCUGCAGCCAGGAGUCAGUGGUAAAAGUUCAUAAAGACAACUUUUCUUAUACAAUAAUAACUAUGUGAAUGAAUACAAGUUAGUCAUAAUUUAAAAUAAUUAUCUGUCAAUAAAAGCAUCCCUAGUUUGGAAAUGUAUUGAAUCUAGACCCGUAGGUCCGUCGUAAAUUGAAGAGAAUGUUGCUCAUUAUUAUUUUAGUAAUUUUCAUUUAUGACUGCAGAAAUAAGUAGGUAAAUGUAUGUUGUUAUAUAAUGAAAGUCUUUUUUAACUGUGUAUGAGUGUAUAUAUAUCAUCUAUCUGUCUGUCUAUCUAUCCUCUAUCAAUCACCUAUAUAUUAAUGUAUUAUCUGUAUGUCUGUCUGUCUAUCUGUCUAUCUAUCUAUCUAUCUAUCUAUCUAUCUAUCUAUCAACCUAUCUAUAUCUAUCUAUCUAUAGUUCUAUAGCAAUAUAUAUUUAACAGAGUUAAUUAACUAUUGCUGUAUUCGGUUUUCACUAGGAAAUUGUUAUUUGAAAACAGAAAGUACCCUUGGACAUGUUAUCAUGUCUAUACUUCCAGUACUUUAGAAGCUAAAGCAGGAUAAUGGGAUGCUUAAGACCAGCAUGGGCAACAUAGUGAAAGCCUGUCUCAAAAAAGUUCUCAGUUAUUUUUAAAAAAAGAAUUGUUUUCCUUUUGCUGAUGUAUUAGAGGCUACUUAUCACUACACUGAACAGUAUCAAUAUCUCUAAUCUAUGGAGAUGAACAGGUAUGGAAUAGAGUACGAUUGCCACUUUCAUUGAUACAAAAAUCAUAUGAAGUCUCAUUAGUCUCACUUCUACAUUUAAAAUUAGAAUAUAAUUGUCUCUUUCUGGAGACAAUAUGAAUUCACGGGAUCUUUCUUGAGCUGACAUUUAUAAGCAGUUUUUAGAUUAAAAAACAAACAAGCCAUCUGCUUUCCAAUAGCACAGCUGGUCAGCCCAUGGUUCAAAUUCAUAAGAUGGAGAACUAACCCUGAGUUAUUCUGUUAGCUUCUCAGCCUUUAAUGAAUGAAUGUUGUAUACACUUAGGUUCUGGGAUAAUACUGUAUAUGUGGGGAGCUUAAAUGUGAACAUUGCAUGAACUAGACCACAUUUUGAUCACUAUUUUUUAUCUGAAUAUUUUUAUCCACUCAUAAAUAUUUCACACCCAGUGACAAAGUUACUGUGGCAUGUGUUGUGGUGGGUACCACAAAGAGCAAGGGGCAGCUUGUACCUUCCACUACUUAGCAGCAAAUGCAGUAAACUGGGGGCAUUGUGAUGGCUACAGGAAGCAGACUACCACACCAGUGUCAGAUAGCUGCAACCUCACUGUCAUGGGCAUAAUAAAGAGAGCACAUACAACUACAACAGGAAGGGACACUUUAGGGCAGGUGACUUAACAAUGUUUUUAUUAGCGUGUAGUAACUAAUCACAACAACAAGGUUCAUUAUAAUAUUUUCACACAUGUACAUAACACAUUUUGAUCACGUUAUCCCCAGCACCGUCUCACGCCCCUCUCCUUUUUCUCAAGUACCCCACUCCAGUUUUCUGUGGUGUGUGUGUGUGUGUGUGUGUGUGUGUGUGUGUGUGUGUGUGUGUGUCCCAGUGAGUUUUCGAAGGCAUGAGAGAAGAUUUGUGCAUGGGGAAGGGGCACCUUGCCAAUGCCUACACCUCUCCCAUCAGGCAUUAACUGCUUAUAAAUCCUGAGGUAGGGUUGGGGUCGCACAAACCUCUCAUCCUUCUUCAGCAGGGUGUGGACAGGCCCAUUCUUGUACAGAACUUGUGCAGGUAAUCAUAGCUGCUAACAGUUCAAGAGAGCAACAACCAUGCCAUGCUCUGACGUCAGCUCUCCACACCACUCCCCCACUUACUCUGGCUCUGAUGUUCCUUCUGAUCCUUCUUCUACAAUAUUCCCUGAGACUUAGAGAGAGUCACAUAGAAGCAGGAAGGUGACUUUGAAGUUUGAUCUUGAUAAGAAAGAAAAGAAUUUUAAAAGGACUCCAGUAUGGAUUUUGAACUUGAAGAGCAUUUUAACAAGACAAUUGUCAAAAAGAACAUUACUGCGGCUGCUCAGAAUACUGCCUUUCCUGUCUGGGAUGACUACAGAGGUACAGAGAACAUUACUGCGGCUGCUCGGAAUGCUGCCUUUCCUGUCUGGGAUGACUACAGAGGCAGCGUAGAUGAUUUACAAUACUUUCUGAUUGGGCUCUAUACAUUUGUAAGUCUUCUUGGCUUUAUGGGAAAUCUACUGAUUUUAAUGGCGGUUAUGAAAAAGCGCAAUCAGAAGACUACAGUGAACUUUCUCAUAGGUAACCUGGCCUUCUCCGAUAUCUUGGUAGUGCUUUUUUGCUCGCCUUUCACACUGACCUCUGUCUUGUUGGAUCAGUGGAUGUUUGGCAAAGCCAUGUGCCAUAUUAUGCCUUUCCUUCAGUGUGUGUCAGUUCUGGUUUCAACUUUGAUUUUAAUAUCAAUUGCCAUUGUCAGGUACCAUAUGAUAAAGCAUCCCAUAUCUAACAAUUUAACAGCAAACCACGGCUACUUCCUGAUCGCUACUGUCUGGACCCUGGGCUUUGCCAUCUGCUCUCCCCUCCCAGUGUUUCACAGCCUUGUGGAACUUAAGGAAACCUUUGGCUCAGCAUUGCUGAGCAGCAAGUAUCUGUGUGUUGAGUCAUGGCCUUCUGAUUCAUACAGAAUUGCUUUCACAAUCUCUCUAUUGUUAGUUCAGUAUAUUCUGCCUUUAGUUUGUUUAACCGUAAGUCACACUAGCGUCUGCAGGAGUAUAAGCUGUGGAUUGUCCCACAAAGAAAACAGACUGGAGGAAAAUGAGAUGAUCAACUUAACUCUUCAUCCGUCCAAAAAAAGUGGGAACCAGGCAAAACCCCCCAGCAGCCAGAAGUGGAGUUACUCGUUCAUCAGAAAGCACAGGAGGAGGUACAGCAAGAAGACAGCCUGUGUCUUACCCGCUCCAGCAGGACAUUCCCAGGAGAAGCGUCCAACAGUUCCAGCAAACCUGGCCUCCGUCAGAAGUCAGCUCUCUUCAUCCAGUAAGGUCAUUCCGGGGGUCCCGACCUGCUUCGAGGUGAAGCCUGAAGAAAACUCAGAUGCUCGUGAGAUGCGAGUCAAGCGCUCCAUCACCAGGAUCAAAAAGAGAUCUCGGAGUGUUUUCUACAGACUGACCAUUCUGAUACUUGUGUUUGCCGUGAGUUGGAUGCCACUCCACCUUUUCCACGUGGUGACGGAUUUCAAUGACAACCUUAUCUCCAACAGACAUUUCAAGCUGGUGUACUGCAUUUGUCACUUGUUAGGCAUGAUGUCCUGCUGUCUUAACCCGAUCCUAUAUGGAUUUCUUAAUAACGGGAUCAAGGCAGACUUAAGAGCCCUGAUCCACUGCCUACACAUGUCCUGAUUGUCAUCAUUUACCGAGGGAAGGAGAAAGGUUGAGAUCGUCUAAAAUACAUCUGUGCUAAAGAUGUAUGUAUACAUUUAAUUUACAUGAAAGUCUUCUGGAUCUUGAUGCCAAUUCAUAAUGUAUGUGAGGUAAUUUUAAUGUUGUAAUAUGGUUAAUUCAGUUAGUUGUACAGAGUCAGUGUCAAUCUAAUCUGUAACGUCAUGUUUUAAAGUAGUUACAUUACCUUCCAUUUCAUGUCAUUGGUGAUAAAUGGGUAGUACUUUUUGUUUAUUGUAAAAGUUAUAGCUAAUUAAAUUGAUCUUUUGUACAAAGAUGUAAGAAGCAAAAAGGCUCUUACAAGGAAGAGUAUUUAACUAUAGAUUUAAGGAAUUUCUACUAUCUAGCUCUCCUCAUUUCUAUUUCAUGGGCUUCUUAAUCAUUUUUUGUAAAAGUACACAAAUAUUUAAUAUGCCCCCAAAGUCUGAACUAUAUUAUAGAUAUAUGCUUAAAUCACGAUUAUAAAUUUACAGAAGAAUGAUUAUGUCCUGUUACUGAAGAUUGGAAAAAUUGUCAGUUUAGUCUGGCUGUCCUACUAUGAAUAAGUAAUUAUCAAAUACAAAUAGAUUUUAAAUCUUGUUUAGAUUGAUAUCACAUUAAACACUGUCAAAUAAAGGUUGUUUUCAAGUAAA